AUGGUACCAGUACUGACAGUCUUCUUCAUGUUGCUCUUUGUCCUGCUGUGCAUCCUGGGGAUCCUGGCCAACGGCUUCAUUGUGCUGAUGCUGAGCAGGGAAUGGCUAAGAUGUGGUAGGCUGCCCCCCUCCGACAUGAUCCUCCUGGGUUUAGGGGCCUCUCGCUUCUGCCAGCAGUGUUUUGGGCUGGUGAACAGCUUCUACUACUACCUCCACCUGGUUGAGUACUCCAGCGGUCUCGGCCGGCAGGUCAUUAGUCUCCACUGGGAUUUCUUUAACUCUGCUACCUUCUGGUUUGGCACCUGGCUCAGUGUCCUGUUCUGUAUCAAGAUUGCUAACUUCUCCCACCCAGCCUUCCUGUGGUUGAAGUGGAGGCUCUCAGGGUUGGUGCCCUGGCUCCUGUUGGGCUCUGUCCUGGUGUCCUUCAUGAUAACUCUGAUGUUCUUUUGGCGGACCCACACGGUGUAUGAGGCAUUCUUACCUAGAAACAUCUCUGGGAACACAACCUUUAAGGAGUGGAACAGAAAGCUGGAAAUAGACUAUUUCAUGCCUCUGAAACUUGCCAACAUGUCAAUUCCUUGCUCUCUUUUUCUGGUUUCAAUUUUGCUGUUGAUCAGUUCUCUCAGGAGACAUACCCUAAGGAUGCAGCACAAUGCCCACAGCCUGCAGGACCCCAGCACUCAGGUUCACAGAAGAGCUCUGAAGUCCCUUAUCUUCUUCCUCGUCCUUUAUGCUCUGUCAUUCAUGUCCAUGGUUAUUGAUGCUACAGUCUUUAUCUCCCCAGAUAACACAUGGUACUGGCCAUGGCAGAUUAUACUCUACCUGUGCAUGUCUGUACAUCCUUUUAUCCUUAUCACCAACAAUCUCAGGUUUCGUGGCAAGUUGAGGAAGUUACUCCUAUUGGCCAGGGGCUUCUGGGUGGCCUAG
Molecule: messenger RNA, 927 nt
Organism: Nannospalax galili (Upper Galilee mountains blind mole rat)
Lineage: Eukaryota; Metazoa; Chordata; Mammalia; Rodentia; Spalacidae
Product: taste receptor type 2 member 41
Exons: 1
Coding region: 1-927 (308 amino acids)
Biological process (GO): G protein-coupled receptor signaling pathway; sensory perception of taste; detection of chemical stimulus involved in sensory perception of bitter taste
Cellular component (GO): membrane
Molecular function (GO): G protein-coupled receptor activity
Source: RefSeq, a predicted model, not a curated record